AUGAAGCUUAAAUUGUUUGGUACAUUUCUUGUUUUAAGCUUGGCAAAAUUCGGAGCGGUUCAUACAGACUCCAAUGAUACUGAAGCGAAAUCAUGUGUAAAAUGUGAUAACAAUUGUAAUGAUGACAACGAUCUCUGGCACUGCAUUCGGAUUUGUUGCCCUCGUAAAAAUAUGAUGGCCAAUGGCGGUUGUAGUUUUGAGGAGCAACUCUUUCGAACAAAACUUUGUUUAAACAUAAAACUCGAUGACAAUUCGACAGAGACACUAUAUUUCAACAACCAAACCCUGCAUACAACACCGUUUUGGGAUAUUGAUGAAAUGAUCGGUCUGACCAGAGAUGAUUACACGUUGUACAAGAACGGAACCAUAUACAUUCACUCCGAAAAGAGGCUCAGGAACAAAACGGAAUACUGCUUUUAUCCCCAUCAGAUUUACUCGGACUUUCCACAAACCAUAUGGAUUGUUUUACACGAGUGGUCAUCAAUAGAGAUACCAGGGACUUACGAGCUCACACCAGUUUCUCUUAUAUGCUAUAUCUUCAUAAUCGGCAUUUAUCUUUUCGUAAAAGAACUACGAAAUGUCUUUGGAAUGUGCCUAGUCAGUUGCAUAUUCUGCAUUUUUCUUACCUACCUUAUCUGGCUUAUAGAUGAAUUAAGAUGGAUAGAUGACUUUUGCUCACUGGCAGGUUAUAUCUCGUACUUCUUCGAUUUUGCAACUUAUCUUUGGCUGUCUAUAACUAGCUUUUGCUUAUGGAAGAAAGUUACAGCGAUCGAUCGAGAAGAACAUCGCCAUCAGUUCAUGUUUUACAGUAUCUUUGUCUGGGGCAUAUCUGCUAUUCCACUAGGUAUAAUCUUAUUGAUGAAUCAUCUUUGGGAAGAUGAUCUCCAGAAAUGGAACUGGUUGCCCUUAGUAGGAUUCAGUAGAUGCUCGGUGGAGGUUUAUAGGUGGUCUUCGUGGGCUUAUUAUCGGGGACCUUUUAUGAUCCUUAGUGCGAUUAAUAUUAUUAUGUUCAUUCUGACUAUCAACCACAUUAAAAAAACGAAAAGAGAAAUCAAUAAGUUGACAAAACGAGCAGAUGGGACCAAAACUUGCCUUACUGUCGAUUUUCAAAAGAUCCUAUCAUAUCUGCGGAUCUUCGCCAUUAUGGGCGGAUCUUGGAUACUGUUCCUGAUUUCUUUGGUCAAAUUGAAUACCAACUUUUGGAAUAUUUACGUUAUACUAAUCCGAGUGCUCCAUCGUGGUUUGGGUAUCUUAAUAUGUGUGCUGCUUAUUUUUAAGCGCAGCACCUAUCGCCUGCUCAUUAACAAGUAAGUUCUCCUCAAAUUCUAUUUUUUUCUUUAAUGACAUAAGUAUAUUAUAAUCAGAAUUCGUGGUGAGAACUUUUAAACACAGCCCGAUGCA
Molecule: messenger RNA, 1401 nt
Organism: Drosophila teissieri
Lineage: Eukaryota; Metazoa; Arthropoda; Insecta; Diptera; Drosophilidae
Product: probable G-protein coupled receptor Mth-like 12
Exons: 6
Coding region: 1-1311 (436 amino acids)
Biological process (GO): cell surface receptor signaling pathway; G protein-coupled receptor signaling pathway
Cellular component (GO): membrane
Molecular function (GO): G protein-coupled receptor activity
Source: RefSeq, a predicted model, not a curated record